Plutella xylostella (diamondback moth) is the source of this 1887-nucleotide messenger RNA. RefSeq lists its product as uncharacterized. Gene Ontology annotation, molecular function: CoA-ligase activity. Lineage: Eukaryota; Metazoa; Arthropoda; Insecta; Lepidoptera; Plutellidae. The record is from RefSeq and is a predicted model, not a curated record.
UCUAGUCUGUUUGAAUAUGAAUGAAUGAAUUCGUUUAUGUAAGUCUUAUAAAUAGAGGUUAGAACCAAAACUUGUUUUAGUUGGUGACAUAACUUUUGUAGCUAAGCAUAAUAUCAGUGACAAUGUUGAACCAUCCUCUCUAUAUAACAAGUGACCAUGAAUCACUUAUUCCAUCACAUUGUAAUUUCGGAAAAUACAUGUUAGAUACCCUGCGUAAGUACAGCGAUGAAAUUGCCCUGAUAAAUUCAAAAACUGGCCAAAGCAUAACUUACAAAGAGCUAACACAGUAUGCUGUGGACCUAUCCCAUGGUCUUUACAAUCUGGGGGUAAAAAGGGGGGAUGUAGUGGGACUAGGGUCGGAGAUACGCAACGACUUCAUACCCACCAUGUUGGCUGUUUUAAUGACUGGGGCCACCUUCAUAUCUUUAGACUAUCGUGGAGGACAAGAUCCAACACUUCAAAAGCUGAAACUUAUCAAGCCCAAAUAUUUUAUAAGCACAGAACUAUACUGGGAUAAAUAUGGCGAAGCGCUUAAAUCAUUGGAUUUCAUUGAGACUUGGAUAACAUUAGACGAUGGUCCGGACUCGGCAAUUCCUGUAUCUCGCUUGAUGGCCACUGGUGUAGAUGUUCAGCUGUUUGAACCAGCUGCAGUGGACGGCCAGAGUGACGUGGCUAUAGCAUAUUACACUUCUGGAACUACAGGCACAAGCAAAAUCGUUUUAAAAAAUCACGUAAAUUUAUUUUUAAUGGCGGAUAAAGACGGAUUGAUGUAUGAUAACGUAAAAGUAAUAUACAGCGAAUGCGAAUGGUAUCACACCUAUGAUUGUUUUUUUACGAUGACGUUCAUGUUGGGAGGAAAAACCAUCGUCUACCAUCCCAACGCCACGCAAGAGACUAUCCUACACGAUAUUCUGCACUACAAGAUAAACUGCAUUGCAACAAUACCAUCUACCGUCAUACUGAUGUCUCAGCUCGAAAAUGUCACAUUUGAUUCACUCCAGGCAGUGCAUUGCUCAUGCAGCCACCUUCCAAAUAAAGUUAUUGAUAUCUUUAACACAAAAUAUCCAAACGUGAAGCUAUACCAGGCCUAUGGUAUGACGGAAGGAAGUCCCCUUGCGAGUGAAAAACCUGAACCUGGGAAAUAUAAAAAGGGUAGUCUCGGCAAACCUGUGUGCAAUACUACGAUAAAGAUAAUAGAUCCAGUGAGUAGACAAGUCCUCGGGCCCAACCAGCCUGGUGAGAUGUGGUUCCGAGGUCCAGUACUGAUGAAGGGAUACUUGAACGUCACCGCUCCUAUACUGGACGCGGAAGGGUUCUUCAACACUGGCGAUAUUGGAUACUAUGAUGAUGACCACUUCAUUUUCUAUAAGAAUAGAGCGAAGGAUUGUAUUGUUUAUGACGGAUUUGAGGUUGGAGUAGUGGACCUGGAGCACAUGUUGCUGAGUCACGAGGACGUGCAGGAGGCUUGUGUGGUCGGCAAGCCGGACCCUGUCUUCGGAGACCUCCCCACGGCCUUCGUCGUCUCCGCGCCCGGCGCUGACGUCACUGAAGAUGAACUCGUCACGUACAUCAAUAGACAGGUCGAGCACUACAUGUACUUGCGAGGAGGUGUGAAGUUUGUCGAUGAGAUUCCGAAGAAUAAGCGAGGGAAAAUAUUACGAAGAAAAUUGGUUGAGUUAUUAACUAAACAAUACGAGUAAAUCGAAAGUUACGUUUUGUUUUUAUCAAGAUAUUUUGAAACGGAGAGUUUUUGUAGACAUAGACAGUUUUUGUAGAGAUUGAGAAUGUAUUUCGUUAUAUGUCCGUUUUUUUUAAAAGUUGAAAACAGUUUUCUACAGGGAGGCCACAAUACAUAGUAUUUCAUGAUUGUAUUGUAUAAUUUGUAUA